GAAAGAUGAACCGUCAGGAGUGAGAGCGUUGCCUCAACCAAUUGAUGUCACAUAGCCAAAGGAGUCGCGUGAAACACCAUUUCUGCACACCAGAUCAAUGGUGGUCCAAAUUCAAUCGCUCCCACCUCAAUACCAAUGCCCUGGGUCGGUGAAUGCCGGACCAGCUCUUGAACUCAUUCUCCGACGUCUCAAUCCCCCUACCUGAUACAGAGAUUGAUCUCUACCAUUACGCACGCCACCGGUGUCAUGACUGGACGAUAUAUUCCCCCCGCUCUCCGCGCGAGAGGUGGUCAGGAACUUGACAAGGCCCAAGACAGCGAGCAAGGCUCUGGCUCCACGCCCUCGGGCCCGCGCGGAGGGAACAGUCGACCCCUGGCUACCAGAUCGGACGCUCUUCCGGACGGAGAUCUCUGUUCUUUGAAGGAAAUUGAACGCCAUUUCUGGCCAGACCCGGGACAAGAAACCUCGGAGGCUAAACAGAAGACGUUGCACGAUUCGGCUGCGACGCCCGGAGAGCUAAGUUACGUGCUGCUGUUCAAGGACGCGAACCCGCGGUGGCAGGACGAUGGGAUCAUCUUUACGAAGUCGAGUCUGGAGCUGUUGCCGGCUGAGCUUGCAGAUACGGCCAAGCAGCAGGGUGCUACGGAUGGAACUGCGGCUGAACAUCGCAACACUGGUUCAACCUCCAAUGGCAGCGGUCACAUGAAGAACGGUGGCGACGAGGCAGUUGGACAAGAGCAUGGAGGAGUCAAACAGGACGACAAGUUGGCGUCUGCUCCCCCCACCCAGGCCGACGACUCACAGCAUCUAGGGGAAGGACAACGCCAACGCCCCGUCGCAGUCUUCAGCCAACUCCGCCGCUCUUCCACCGAUUCGUCCCGCCACUUCAACUUCGCGGGCUACUACCGCAUCGUCCACCUGAGUUUCCUCCCACCCCACUCCGCCGAACUGGUGCGCAUGCUGGAGCAGAAGUGGAGCUCGAAGAACCCGCGCACGGGCCAGGUCAGGCAGAGACAGAGAGACGCGAGUGCGUGGCAGGAGUCCCUGAAGAUGCGGUGGGCGGUGGUCAAGUUUGAGAGGGACGAGGAGGCGAUGCAGAGUCUGGGGCCGGUGAAGGUCGAGAGGCUGGAAGAUGACGAUGACGAGGGGGUUCGAGGUGGUGGGGAAAAGAGCGGCAGGAGGAUGAGUGGGCGGGAGAGGAAGGGGGUGAAUGAGUUGUUGCGGGAGCUGAGGAUGGGGUGA
Molecule: messenger RNA, 1242 nt
Organism: Cladophialophora immunda
Lineage: Eukaryota; Fungi; Ascomycota; Eurotiomycetes; Chaetothyriales; Herpotrichiellaceae
Exons: 1
Coding region: 247-1242 (331 amino acids)
Source: RefSeq, a predicted model, not a curated record